AUGGAACGAAGUGGCUCGGGGCACGACAGCAACGACGGUGACGAUGAUCGCAAGAGCAGAUUCCAGGGAAAUACACUGGGGCCAGAAAACGGAGGGGCAGCGCACCUUCGGGAAAGGGCUGCGAGCCAGCCCCCUCGCUCGUCUGACGCCGCCUCUUUUGUCUCGUCUCCGCCUACUCAACAUUUUAUUCCGUCCGCCGUCGGGGGCCCAUGGUCUAACAGCAAUACCUCGAGCGCCAGUUCACGCAUGUUGAGCCCAAAUCGCGGACAGCCUAUUCCGAUUAGGAGCUCCUCGUUCUCUUCGCACCCCCAGAACCCCUUCUCAUCGACCAUGCGCGAUCGUGCAUUCCCAUCCACCUUCGAGGAUGACGAGUCCGAGGCCCUUUCGGACACGUAUGAUGAGCGUUACGUACCACCCUCUUUGGCUCGUGGGCGGAACAACUACAAUCAGGACAUCAGUCGUUCCCGGUCCCAGUCUCUAGCGACUGGACGUCCUGGCCCCGUUGGAAGCCCUUACACGGGGUCCUCUGCAAUGCAGAGCUGGAAUGAAUCAUAUCUCUCCCAUACGAAUCCCCUGAAUAUCCCGUCCAGUGGACGGGGUUACGGAGAGAUCAGGCCCCCUGGGCAGAGCCGCUACGGUUCGCUUGGGACAGUGGGCAGGUCGCCAUCCACCUCGUCUCCGACCGGUGGCUCGCUUUCGGGGAACGGGUACCACGGCAGGAACCAGCAGACGGAUAUUUCCAAUAUGAGUCCCUUCGUCCGGGAUGUUGGCCAAAUUCUGCUGGAUGACGGAUCUGCAUUCAGAGAGCUAUGGGCCGGGAUGAACCCGCCGCGUGAUGAGAAUGGCGGCGGUGGAAGUGGCACGACCAGUCGACGACACAGUGUCAGCGUCGUGCAGCCUCGUCGAGGCAACAUUGUGGGGUUCAAUGCGCCCCUUCUAGGCGGGGUAGACACCUCCGAGGAUGCCCCGCGGCCCACUUUUCAGUCUGCCUACAGUGGGCGCGGUAGUGGGCUGCUACUUUCAGAUGACGAGCUUGCCAGUGAUCUUGGGCUGUUGAACAUCAAUCCUAGUGAUGCUCUCCCUUCAUCGACCUCUUCACAUCAACAUCCGCCGAGUCAGCCCUCUUCUCUGCCUAUUUACGCGCCGCUCUCGCGCAGCCCGCCUUCGAGAGAUCUGAUGUCGAAUUACCAAUCCAUCAAUCUCACCAUCCCGAGCGGGAACAAUAACAACUAUUCCAGGCAGCCCGUGGGCACGCCGAGCGACAGUGGAGAUUACUCCUCGGGAGGCAGCCCACCGAGAGGGUUGUACGAUGAUCAUCAGUACAAUGUGUCUAGAGCCCUGCCUUCGCAACAGCAGCAACAGGACCCUCCUGCUCGAUACAUGCCCGGACACGGCAUUCAGUACGGUAUUCCCCAACACCAACAAUCACAGCAUUUCCAACCUCAACACCACCAACAACUUCCUCACCACAACCAACAACAAUCCCAACAGCAGCAGUCACACCAUGGGAUAGGCAACAAUAACACUGGCAAUAAUGCACAGUACGUGCGCGCACGCGCGCCGUCGUACUCCAACACCCUGCAGUCCCCUAUCUCGCCCAGCACCCGUCCUAUUAAUCCCCAGCAACCACCAUAUUACCCGCAGACACAGCGCCGGAUGUCGGACGCGCAGCACCAGCAGCCUCCUACGCCCACUUCUGCUCACCCUUCCGGGCAAGGUGCUGGAGGGCCGGGAUCCGGCCCGGGGACGAACCUUGCAGACCUAGGCAAAGGCGUACCACUGCACUCGGUCCCCGCGUCCUGCCCCCUCUUCAUCGUCGAAUUUAAAGCUGGGAGGACGGACUUGUUUUAUCUCGUGGAUUUGUCACAGAACAUCAGGAUUGGAGAUUUGGUGAUUGUGGAGGCGGACAGAGGGAAGGAUUUGGGUAAGGUGGUGAAUGAUAGCAUUACGCUUGCGGAGGUGGAGGCUUUCCAGAGGCAGCAAGCGGAGAAAGGAUUCGGAAGUGGAAGUGGUGGAGGGGAUGAUGGAGUGCCAACAAGCCCUGGAGGUGGCGGCGCGGGAGGAAAGAAGGAUAUUAAUCCUAAGCAGAUUUAUAAGAAGGCAGGGCAACAGGAACUGCAGUUGUUGGCCACGAAAACUGAGGACGAGGCGAAAGCUCUGCAGUUAUGUCAGAGUAAAGUCCGCGCGAAGAAGCUUCCUAUGGAGGUUAUUGACGCCGAGUAUCAAUGGGAUCGCAGAAAGUUGACGUUUUAUUUCGUGGCUGAGAAGAGGAUUGAUUUCAGAGAGCUGGUUAGAGAGCUCUUCCGGUUGUACAAAACACGAAUAUGGAUGGCCUCCCUUCAAGGAGGAGCUGGCUUCGAACAAUAA
This is a messenger RNA of Psilocybe cubensis, 2367 nucleotides long. RefSeq lists its product as uncharacterized. The transcript is spliced from 3 exons. NCBI's taxonomy places the organism in Eukaryota, Fungi, Basidiomycota, Agaricomycetes, Agaricales, Agrocybaceae. The record is from RefSeq and is a predicted model, not a curated record. Gene Ontology annotation, cellular component: cytoplasm. The coding region runs from base 1 to 2367 and encodes 788 amino acids.